Molecule: messenger RNA, 2269 nt
Organism: Populus euphratica (Euphrates poplar)
Lineage: Eukaryota; Viridiplantae; Streptophyta; Magnoliopsida; Malpighiales; Salicaceae
Exons: 5
Coding region: 848-1990 (380 amino acids)
Biological process (GO): base-excision repair
Molecular function (GO): DNA-3-methyladenine glycosylase activity
Source: RefSeq, a predicted model, not a curated record
CUCUCUCUUUCAGUCAUUUGCUCUUUCCUUCUCUCUCUAAAAAUCUCCACUGAGAGAAACUUCAAUUCGCUUUUCAAUUCGCUUACAGUAGUAAUACUUCACAUUUUCUCAGGAACUUUCCCAUUCAUUUUCUCUAGAAAAAAGAAAAGAAAAGAAAAGAAAAUCUCGAGCGUUGUAGAGGAAUGUGUCAGCCUUAUUUACCAUGUGGUGGGGGGUUGACUGAAACGACACAGUUUAAAAACCCACCUUUACUUAGGAGGUAACAGCAGAUCUCUCUCUCUCCAUCUCGUUUUUAACAAUGCAGAAUGGAAUCUUUAUGCUUCGAGGCUCGUUUUGAAUAUACAAUGGAGGGCCUUUUGUAGUUUUUUUUUUUUUAGUGUAUACAAAUCCUGUCUUUAGUGAAUAGUUGAAGCUAUUUUGGUGUGUUUUGAAGUUGGUUGUUUUUAAAAGGAAUUUUUUUGGGCUGAUUUGAGGGAAAAAGUUUAAGGGUUUUUUUUGUGUUUUUAUGCGAGGUUCAGUUGAGUGAACCUUAGUGGUGGUUGAAGUAUAAAUUUGCUAAAAAGAAGUAUAAUCUUUUUUGAAGCUUCAAGUUUUGUUUGGUGAAUGUGGGUACUAGAAGUGGAGAACUGAAGGGGGUUGUGAUAUUUAAGCGUUUUGUGCUGGUUUGAGCUUCAGUUGUUUGGCUGAAUGGGGGACUCGGUGAAUUCUCUUGGUGGGUUCCGGGUGAUUUGGUUUAAUUUAAGGAGGAUUUGAGGGGAGCUUGGUAAAUUUGGAAAUUUGGGUGGCUUUGAGGGAACAAGGUGAAGAUCUCUUGGAAAACUGUGUUAAAUUAAAGGUGUUUGGAACAAUGUCUGGAGCUCCAAGAGUGAAGUCAAUGAAUGUGACUGACUCUGAGGCCAGGUCUGUGUUAGGACCUACUGGAAAUAAUAAGGCAGGACCAUUGAGUGCGCGGAAACCUGCUUCAAAACAAUUGAGGAAGGUUGAGAAAUCAGCGGAGGAGGUUAGAUUAGGGGAAGAGAAGAAAACCCUUAUAGUGCCCGCUGUCGGUACUUUAUCCCCUAAAUCACAUUCUCUCAAUAUUUCUUCAGUGCUUCUCCGCCAUGAGCUGUUAUUGCAUUCCAAUUUGUCACUAAAUGCUUCUUGUUCAUCUGAUGCUUCCACUGAUUCAUUUCAUAGCCGAGCAUCUACUGGGAGGUUGACUCGGUCAAAUAGUGCAGGGACUAGAAAGAAGCAGUAUGUUUCAAGGCCAAGAAGUUUUGUUUCUGAAGGGGGUUUAGAAUCUCCACCAUCUCCUAAUGAUUCACAGUCCAAGAAAAGUUGUGCCUGGGUGACACCAAAUACGGAUCCAUGUUACGCCACUUUCCAUGAUGAAGAAUGGGGAGUUCCCAUACAUGAUGACAGGAAGUUGUUUGAGCUUCUUGUCCUUUCAGGUGCUUUGGCUGAACUUACUUGGCCUGCUAUUCUAAGCAAAAGGCACAUUUUUAGGGAAGUUUUUGCAGAUUUUGAUCCAGUUGCAGUCUCAAAAUUUAAUGAGAAGAAGAUUAUUGCACCUGGAAGCACUGCAACCUCCCUAUUAUCAGAACUUAAGCUCCGUGCUAUCAUUGAGAAUGCACGCCAAAUAUCUAAGGUCAUUGAUGAGUUUGGGUCAUUUGACAAGUAUAUUUGGAGCUUUGUGAACUUCAAGCCUAUAGUUAGCAGAUUCCGGUAUCCUCGACAGGUUCCCGUGAAAACUCCCAAAGCAGAUGCAAUUAGCAAGGACCUUGUAAGAAGAGGAUUCCGCAGUGUGGGGCCCACAGUCAUCUACUCAUUCAUGCAGGUGGCAGGGAUAACAAAUGAUCAUCUCAUUAGUUGCUUCAGAUUCCAGGAGUGUUUAGACGCUGCAGAAGGGAAGGGAGAAAAUGGCAUCAAGUCUGAAGAUAUAAAAACCAACGACGUCAUGGAAUCGAAAAUAUCCAUAGCUAUUGAUGAAUUGAGUUUCUCCUCAGAAUGACACUGGCGGCACAUGGAGCUCCAGGUUCAGUGACUAGUUUGCCCUAGUGACUGAUUCUCAGCUGCUCGUCAGGUAGCUGUGGAGAUGUCUUUUUUGUAUAAAUCUUAAUGAAUUCUUAUGCAUGCUACGGAUUCUUAGAUUGUAGAUUACUAAAAACGAAUUGAAUUCACUGAUGAUUGUGCUGUAGAUGUGACCUGUUCGAGUGAAGCCAUGAAAAUUAAUGUUGAUUUUUUGUACAGUAAAAAUAGCCAGUAAUUACAAUAUCUCCACUUGAUCCCA